Emys orbicularis (European pond turtle) is the source of this 2562-nucleotide messenger RNA. It is a transcript of the gene OXR1, whose product is annotated as oxidation resistance 1. NCBI's taxonomy places the organism in Eukaryota, Metazoa, Chordata, Testudines, Emydidae. Gene Ontology annotation, biological process: response to oxidative stress. The coding region runs from base 1 to 2562 and encodes 853 amino acids. The transcript has 16 exons. The record is from RefSeq and is a predicted model, not a curated record. Gene Ontology annotation, cellular component: nucleus.
AUGGAUUACCUCACCACCUUUACCGGCAAGAGCGGCCGCCUGCUGCGCGGCACCGCCAACCGCCUGUGGGGGGCCGCGCCCGGGGCCCCCCGCCAGGUCCGCUUCCUCGACUCCCUGCAGGAGAGGGGCCCGGGCCCAGCGUCCGCACCAGGAUGCAUUUCAUCAGGCCCUGGUGACUUGCAGGCCCCUUAUCCAACCCAUCCUCCCAGCCCCGAUAGUGGCCAGAAGAAGAACCCAGACAAGAAAGAUGGGCGACGAAUGUCUUUUCAGAAGCCUAAAGGGACUAUUGAAUAUACAGUUGAAUCAAGAGACACUCUAAACAGUAUUGCCUUGAAAUUUGAUACGACACCGAAUGAACUGGUUCAGUUAAACAAAUUUUUCUCCCGAGCAGUUGUUCCUGGACAGAUUUUAUAUGUUCCUGACCCAGAAUAUGUUUCUAGUGCGGAGAGCUCCCCAUCUCUUAGUCCCAUAAGUCCCCUGUCACCUACAUCUUCAGAAGCUGAAUUUGACAAGGCUACAGAUCCAGAUGGGCUCCAGCGAAAAGAGGCAGCUGCUUCACCAGCUUAUGCAUGUUUUCGUCCUGCAAGAGUGGUAUCAUCCACAUCAGAGGAGGAAGAAGCAUUUACUGAAAAAUUUCUCAAAAUUAAUUGCAAGUACAUGACUUAUGGCAAGGGUGCGGUCAAUGGUGUGCUGCUAGUGACGCCAAAUAAUAUAAUGUUUGAUCCACAUAAAUCUGAUCCUAUGGUCCAAGAGAACGGCUGCGAAGAGUAUGGCAUCAUGUGUCCAAUGGAAGAAGUGAUGUCAGCUGCUCUGUAUAAAGAAAUUGUGGACAGCAAAAUAAAGGAUUCAUUACCCAUAGAUGUAGAACCAUUAUCUGUAAGGGACCUCUGCCAUUUCAAGAAAAUUACAAGAAGCAAUACAGAUGAAAUGGAUUCAAGGGUUCGGGAUACAGGGAAUGACAGUGCCAGCACUGCCCCUCGGAGCACAGAGGAGUCUCUUUCGGAGGAUGUGUUCACAGAAUCGGAACUCUCUCCAAUAUGUGAGGAACUUGUUUCUUCAGAUGAGCUUCGACAAGACAAAUCUUCUGGUGCCUCAUCAGAAUCUGUCCAAACGAUAAAUCAAACUAGCGCAGAAUGUUUAACAGUAAUUUCAGACUCAACUGAUGUUCCCAGUGACUUAAAAUCCAGUGUUGACUUGCCUGUAAAUGACAGUGGGUUUGUAACCCAUAUUAUGGGUUCAGAAACUGUUGAAAUGGCAAUACAGGAGGGAGAGGACACUGUAGGGGAAAAAGUUACAGAGGCCCAUGAACAAUCUUUGCAAGAUAUGCAACCCAGUAAAGAAUGUGGCACAGAUGUAGACGUCAUAGAUCAGGAUUCCACACUAGAGAAAACACACAAAAGAGAGGGUGAGAUAAAGGAGGAAUGUCUACUUUGUGAAGACAUCAAAGACUCUCAAAAAAAAGAGACCAUUACCAAGGGAAAACUAGUGAAAGAAUUAACUCGAGAUUCGGACAUAGACGUUGAAGAGCUUCGUGAACUCUGGAAGAUUCAUACUAUGCAACAAACUAAGCAGCAAAGAGAAAACAUGCAGCAAGAUUCACAAAAAGAAAUUAAGCACAAAAUGGAGGUUGCAGCAGAUGGACAAGCUGAAGGUUCUGCUCCUAUGAAGGAGAAGAGAAGACAUCGAUUUCACAAAUUCUUGUGUCUCAAAGUUGGAAAACCUAUGAGAAAAACAUUUGUGUCACAAGCAAGUGCAUUAAUGCAGCAGUAUGCACAGAGAGAUAAGAAACACGAGUACUGGUUUGCUGUUCCACAUGAAAGGACAGAACACUUGUAUGCCUUCUUUAUUCAGUGGAGCCCAGAAAUGUAUUCAGAGGAUACUGGGGAGUCUAUUAGAGAGCCUGGGUUUAUAGUGGUAAAGAAGAAUGAAGAACCUGAAACUGGUGAUUGCACUAACGAAGCUGCUUCUAGAGAGUGGGAGAUAACAAGGGAAGACAUAAAUUCAAAGCAGGCUACAAAUAUCAAAACAGACCUGGAGCCUGAAGCAUUUCGGCCAAAUCUUAGCGAUCCUAGUGAAUUGUUGCAGUCAGACCAAAUUGAAAAGCUCACAAAGCACCUUCCUCCGCGAACCAUUGGGUAUCCAUGGACUCUUGUCUACAGCACUGCAAAGCAUGGCAUGAGCUUGAAGACAUUGUAUCGAACUAUGUUGGGGCUAGACACUCCUGUACUAAUGGUUAUCAAGGAUAGUGAUGGGCAGGUUUUUGGUGCACUAGCCUCUGAACCUUUUAAAGUGAGUGACUGCUUUUAUGGCACCGGAGAGACCUUUCUGUUUACUUUCUCUCCAGAUUUUGAGGUCUUCAAAUGGACAGGAGACAAUAUGUUUUUUAUUAAAGGAGACAUGGACUCUCUAGCUUUUGGUGGGGGAGGGGGAGAAUUUGCUCUUUGGCUUGAUGGGGAUCUCUACCAUGGAAGAAGUCACUCUUGUAAAACAUUUGGGAAUCACACACUUUCUAAGAGAGAAGACUUCAUUAUCCAAGACAUUGAAAUCUGGGCUUUUGAAUAA